This is a messenger RNA of Symbiodinium sp. CCMP2592, 4665 nucleotides long. The record is from the annotation of a GenBank genome assembly. Lineage: Eukaryota; Dinophyceae; Suessiales; Symbiodiniaceae.
AUGUCUGCUUACAAGCGACUGGGAAACAAGGGGACAACCUGCCAACUCCGCCAGUCGAGUGCUGAUGAAGAGUCUUUGGCUGACUUUACCCGACGAGUCACUUGUUGGAGCGCUGCGGAUGACAAGCGCCCCUAUCGUCUGAUGUGCUACCUACACUCAACACCGGAGUGCUCGAUCACCCGCACAAUGGGCGACGACGAACCAGGAUGUUUGAAGGUAUUCCUGUACACGGAUGCCGACCAUGCGAUCAUCACCAAUGUCGGCUUCACGGACACGAGUGGGUCGGGCUAUUGGAUUGAUGGUACGGUGACUUGGGUUGCUCCUAACAAUCCGGCCUUCGAGUACUUCCGCAUUGUCAUGUCCGCGACCAGCACGGGGACAGAUGGUGCUGUCAUGGUUGACAAUAUAAACAGCGCGCUGAGAUCAUAUGAGAUUGUCAACUCAGAUGCCAGAGGUAUCGUGCGCGGGACCAACACUGGAGGUAUUUGGGCCAACUACAUCGUGGUGCAAGCUUAUCGAUUCUUGGCCUUUUCGCCGGCGAAUGAGGCUGGAUCUCUGAUGUUAACUGACAUCUCCAACGCCGAUGCCGCCAAUGCAGCAGUGGGUACUUUCGGCGGAGAUUGGGCCGGACUUGCCCUCCUGGAUUCCGUUGCCUUCACAGACAGCAAUCCCGCUGAGAAUCUCCUCACGGGCACUGUCACGUGGACCUUCGGCGCAACAACGGACUACGGCUUUGCCUCAGACUGGCGGGUUUACAUAGCAGAUGACACGCAAGGUACGAACAGGCAGCUCCUCGGGACGGUAACGAAGGACCUGACGCAGCUCUCGAUCACGGACGAAACUUGUGACCCCACUCACGUCUAUGUCUUGGUCUAUGCCAACAACGAGCAUGGAGAGUCACCCAAUGCCUCCUCGGUGUCCUUCUGGGAUGAUGGUCGCCCGACCUCCACGACUGUCACAGUCACGUCCACCACCAUAGAUUGGCCCGGCUGCAAGUCAGUGGCCUUUACCGACACGGACACGGACGCAAACCAGCUUGGAGGAGUCAUCAAUUGGGUCCUUCCGGAUGAUGCGAGUGUGUUUAGUCACUGGACGGUUUACAUGGCGACCACUGCAGACAACAGCAAUGGCCAAGCCUUGCAAGACAGCGUUGAGGGCUUCAACAUCCCAGUGGGUCAAACAAGCCUCACCUUGCAGACCAACCAAGUGAGGCAAACGACAGAUGCUUCACCGGCCAAUUUCAUCGUCGUCCUGGGGUACCGAACUGAUCUGGGGGCCUACCAGAACCCUGCAGUCGGCUGCGCAACAGCCCUCUACGACGACAGCGGCGCAGCGCCUGUUGUUGCUCCUUUCAUCACAGCACUUAGCUUUCCCGACGAGGAUCCUAGUUGGGAAUAUGCCAACGGCACCGUGUCGUGGACCCAAGACAGCUUGACAGCAGAUCAAGCAUCGGUGUCUCACUACACGGUGUUUUUGGCGGAGGAUCUAAGCGGCACGAACCAGCUGCUGGUGAACACGGUCUCUCGCGACAGCUCUUCUGCAUCGGUGGCCAGCACCAUGAUAGGCUACCGCAACCACGUGUUGGUUUACGCUUCGAACAACUACGGGGACUCACCGACUUCGGUAGGCUUGGAGUAUCAGGGCAAGAGCCCACUGACCACAAGUACGGCAACUGCAACAUCCACCUUCACUGCCACGACGUCCUCCACCACAUCACAGACUGAAACCGGAACUGUGACCAUCACGACGACCCUCUUCACCGUGGGUGUCGGCAAUGUUCAAUUCACUGACACCAUCGACACUUAUUUUUUCAUCGGCGGAGUACUGACUUGGGAAGAGCCAGCAGACACUUCGGGUAUCACAGAGUAUCGCGUAAGACUGGUUUUUGACGUCGCGGCUUCACGGGAGCAGCUCGUCUACGAGCCAGACCUUGGCUUUGCCACGGCCGUGCCGGUUGGGACGACCCGGUUCAAAAUUCUGGAUAACACGGCGAGGAGAUUUGCAUGCUGUGAUCCGUCGAACUAUCCUGCAGCCUGGCUCAUCGUCUACAUCGUCAAGGGAUCUAUACAGCAGGAGGCCAUUUACGCUGGCCAUGCCCUCAUCCGGGACAACCAGACGACUCAUGUAGCAGACAGCAUCUACGUCCAAGAGCUGCAGAUCGUGGACACGACCCCAGUAGAGCAAAUCAACAUCACGCUGACUGGAGAGCUGUACUGGAACACCAGCGGCCCGGAGUAUCCAAAUGUCGGGGAGGAUUGGAGCCUGAUUGACCAGUGGGACAUCUAUCUGGCACAGGGUUCCACUCUGGCUUCCAGCGAGAGGUAUGUCGCAAGUGUUCCUCUAGGGACCAAGUCGUAUAUUUUCACGGCAGAGCCGUUGAAUCAAGGCGACGACACGAUCAUCGUCUAUGCGUCCAAUGCCGUGGGAAAGGCACCGUUUGGCAGUGUGGUGCAAUUUGGCCAGUUCGGGGGCCUUCAGACGACUUCCACCACAACGUAUUCUUCAACCUCCACAAAGCCUCUUACAUCCAUGAGUGGACUUACUGUCACUUUCACCGACACGGACACCAACGCAGGUGCUUUACUAGGCACAAUCACCUGGGACCCUCCCGCCGAUCCCAGUGCACUGACUUCGUAUGACAUCUACAUGUCCAGCGACCAGCAAGGUAGCAAUCAGCAAAUACUCGGUCUGGUGCCGUCGAACACAAACUCAUACACAAUCUCGUCCCCGGCCACAAGAACGACAGGCACUGCCUUUCCUGCAAACUGGCUACUUGUGUACCCAAGCAUUGGUGGCACUAUCUCAACCUACAUUGAUGCGGCCAGCUUGCCACUGUACGACGACAGCGGCGCCGUUCCUGACCAGCCAUCCUUCGCCACGGUCACUUUCACAGAUGAGGAUCCUGCAGGCAACUUCGCCUCAGGAACCGUAAGGUGGACACUGGCCUCCAACACCGACCUUGGCCACAUCACCCACUAUGCUGUGUACCUCGCUGAGGACCAGGCCGGCUUGAACAAAGUUGCUUUCGGCGACCCGGUCACAUGGGACGUGACGGAAGUAGUGGUUGGUACAGGCAUUGAGCUGAGCAGCAGGUACCAUGUGGUAAUCUAUGCUGUCAACACGUAUGGAGAGUCCCUCCAACCAGGCAACAUUGCAUCUUCAGGCGGAACAUCAAUCAUGUUUGGAGAUCUGGGACAAUCAACCACCACCACGGUCUCAACCACAGCAACAACAAUGACAAGUUCUUCGACGACUGGCGUCACAGAGACAUCGGUCACAACUACGUCAUUCACCUCAACAAGCACCUCAUUGACUUUGACCUCGUCCUCCGUCACAUCCAUCACGGUCAGUACAACAUCCUCAAGCACAAAAUCUUCAACCACAAGCCGAACUUUUUCAACGACGACAUCGGUCACCACGAUGACCAGCUCAACCACCAGCUCCACAGCCACCACAGUCACAGUCACUACAUCGACGGCUACCUCCACCAGCAAAACUGAGACCAUCAGUACGACCGUGACUUCCUCCAGCACUUCCUCCACGCAAUCUUCCACGAGCACAACCUCCCACACAGCAACUUCGACGACAUCGGUUUCCGUCACCUCCAGUACCAGCACCACCGUUCCGCUGAGCGUCCAAAUCUUGGAUGCUGCACAGGCUGCAGCUGAGCAAGCAGCCAGUGAGGGAAAGUCGCCGGCAGAGCAAGCCGCCUUGGCUGGAGAAGCCGCUCGUGCAGCCGCGGCCGACCUAAACCUCCCCAUCCCCGAGCAGGCCGCCAUGGCUGGACUGGGCGCCUCCGCAGCGGCGAGAAGUGCCGGGAUGAAUGCCACUGCGGAAGCAGAUGCGGCUGGUCGCGCAGCUGGCGGGGUCGGAGCUUUCUACAACCUGACGCUUCAGGAUCAAGCAGGAUUCGCAGGAAAAGCUGCUGGGGUGGCUGCUGCAAGCGCGGCAGCCGAUGCUGGGGCGACGGCCAGCGAGCAGGCGGCAGCUGCUGGCACGGCUGCUGCCGAUGCCGUCAACACAUUUUCCGGGAGCGCAGAAGAGCAGGCUUUGGCUGCCGGCGCCGCCGCUGGCGCCGCCAUAGCCGCGGCAGGAGGUACGCUGGCGGAACAGAUUGCAGCAGCCGCCGCAGCUGUUGCAGCGGCAGGAGCUGCAAGUGGAUUGACGCUGGAGCAGAUCGCAGCGCUGGCAAGCAUUGCAGGCAGUACGUUGGCAGAAGCUGCCGGGCAGACAGCAGAGCAACAGGCCGCUGCUGCAGCGGCAGCAGUGUCUGCUGCCGCCCUGGCAUCAAACGCCACACAAGCGGUUGCUGACAAUCUGGCGGCUACGACACUGGGUAGCCUGCUGGGUGCACUGUCGCCUGCAUCCAACCAGACCAACGCAGCCAACCAGACGUCCUUGCAGCAGGCAGUUGCAGCAGCUGCAAGCGCGGCGGCGGCUGCUGCGAGCCUUAACAUGACCACAGAGCAGCAAAUAGCUGCAGCUGCCCAAGCGGCCAUUGCAUCUGGGCAAGGCGUCCUGAGUCAAGCAGAGUUGCAACAAGCAGCUGCGAGUGGUGCUGGGGCAGCGGCAGCGGCUGCGGCAGCGGCGUCUGGUUUGUCCCCACAAGAGCAGGCAUCCGGCAUCAUCCGGCAACAUGUGCGCCGUGUGAUUGUUGCAAGGUAA